Serpula lacrymans var. lacrymans S7.9 is the source of this 1972-nucleotide messenger RNA. RefSeq lists its product as uncharacterized. The record is from RefSeq and is a predicted model, not a curated record. Lineage: Eukaryota; Fungi; Basidiomycota; Agaricomycetes; Boletales; Serpulaceae. Bases 86 to 1783 code for a protein of 565 amino acids. The transcript is spliced from 7 exons.
CCUAAACAUCCAUGGCGCACGGCGCUUGCAACUGAGACCUUUAAAACCGUUUCGCCCUUGGCUGGAGUCACCACAAUCCUUCGCCAUGCCUUCAUACCUGGAGUCAAUCCCACUGGACAUUCUGCAGCACAUAGCGUAUAUGUGUGUUGCCGAGACGCCCUUCGAGCCCAUGGUCACUAUCCUUCAGCUCCUGUUGUGCAGUCGUACACUCCACCACUCCCUCUCCAUUCAAUCGUGUCCCGAGCUUUACGCACGUGUGUUUCGCGUAAAAUACGACAUUGCCGCCUCGCUUCGUCGAAGUCGUUCCUCUUUGUUGAUCACUUCGUCACUGGCCGCCGAACUGAGGCGGCGCUGUAUCGUUUUGCGCCGGAUUCGUCGGUGCCACCUUUCUCAUGAAGACCUUCUCUCCCAUCUUUGGACCAUCUACGUGAUGGUACUCGAAAGCGACGAGCUGAACGAAGCGCAGUUGAAAACCGCGGAUAUCUCCCAUUUUAUCACUGAACUUGUUCGGCAUCGUUUGCAUCAAGACGUUGCCACCAGUGGCUGGCCUCUUGAGAAUCAAAGCAAUGCAAUCAUGAUUUGGAUUGCGUGCCUGUCGCUGUCCACUGAACACAUAUCACAACUAAAGAUCGAGGAACGCAACGAGCUUUUGUCUUUGUUACGUCCCAUCGCGAUGGUGUCAUCUAAGUAUCCCUCGAUUGCCCUUUACGACACAUAUCCACACACGGCUGCAGAUGCUACCAAUCCCGAUCAAGCCAUGUUAAUUAAGACCCCAUCGCAGUCUUACGAACGGCGUGGAGGAUUUUUAGAAUACUCUCAGCAAUUCAUAUUGUCUUCCCCAAGCUUAGUAUCUGGUGCUGUCUUCCUCACGUUCGCUCUCAAGGAGGCAUCAGUACUCCAAGUACCCACACAUCUACCGAUCAAUAGAGCCGCGGCGUUGGCAGCUCAGCGCGCUGGUCCUACAAUGGAAGACUACGCUGUGAUGACACGCUCUAGAACCCCUCUUAUCGCAGACUCCUUCCCAUUAAAGUUUUCCAACCUGCAAUCAGGUGAUGCUUCCUCCAACUCGGAUGCGACGUCGCAGCCGUCGCGAAGUAGCGUGCACGACGAAGAUUUUUACAGGAUCGCCCAUCCUUUCCGUCCUCUUCAUCUCCCGGUACUUCGCAGUUACGUUCCUGGAUCGUUGACUGGUCGCUGGGAAGGAACCUACAUGGUCUCAUCGUUGACUUUGCUGGACAAUGCCACGCAUCGACCACCAAACUUCUCGACGCUGCCGGAUUUCACAAGCCGGCACGCAAUGCAGUGCGAACUCCAAGAGCAUCUUUGUUUUCCGCCCUGUGUUCCCUUUCCACGUAGCGGUGACGAUUUCCUGAACAUGCCGGUCCAAUGGGAUCAGGACGUUCAUAACCGAUUGGAUUCACAGAAGGGAACAGAAUUCUGCCACGCAAGAAUCACCCAAAACUUUCAAUAUGAGCCGUACUCAUCAAAUACGUCCGUUCAUGCCCGCAGAGAUCCGUUGGACAUUAUCAUCACUGGAGAAACCACGCAAGAGUUUAAUCAGGCGUGGGGUGCUUUUAGGUUUAUUGGAAGAGUGAGAUUGUCCGAUGGGUGGGUCGUGCUGAGGCGGGAACCUAAGCACGCAGGCGAUGAAGGCCUUGGCACAUGGAUCUUUGAAGGGCAUGUACUCUACAGGCGUGCACUCGUAGGCAAAUGGCGUUCAAAUCGAACUACCGACCAUCCUGGGGUUGAGGGCAUCUUCAGUUUGGGUAAAAGAAAGGAUUGAUAUUAUCGUAUUUAUCAUAUCAGGAUCGAGCUUUUGGGGGGGUUAUUCAUGAUGGGAGUAAUAGGGUCUGCAUACAUUAGGUGAUUCUCUUACCAUAUCAUAACUUUGAGUAGUUGUGGGGAUGAGACGGAAGUAGAUGGAGUUAACUAUAUUGUCAUUAUAAUCAUAAUAAUAUUUCAUUCUUCUAAC